Messenger RNA from Cuscuta campestris, 1518 nucleotides. NCBI's taxonomy places the organism in Eukaryota, Viridiplantae, Streptophyta, Magnoliopsida, Solanales, Convolvulaceae. The record is from the annotation of a GenBank genome assembly.
CGAGACGGGGGCAUCUAGCUUCAUGCCGCGGCAGAAUGCUAGGUAGCCCAAUGUGCCACUGAACGCGGGAGAUAAUCAGAAUUUUGGAAACCCGUCGGAGAAUGUCAUGCCUGCUUUCAUGACUCGGUUCCUACAGCAGAUGGCCAAUGCGCCGAUGUUUCAGCAGCCUCAGCCGCCACAGCGACACAUCACCUUCAAAACUCUGAAGAAUAACGGAGCGGAGGAGUUCCUUGGCAAUAUAGUGGACGAACUCCAAGUGGCUCUUGAUUGGAUUGAGCAGGUGGCUAGGGUGCUCAAUGACCUGAAUGUACCGGUUGCAGAUCAUCCAAAGUUGGCAUCUCAGUUACUCCGCAAGGGAGCAUACGAGUGGUGGAAAUGCACUGACAGUGAGUCGCAGACGCCAAAGCCUUGGACAUUGGCAUACUUUGACUGGGCUUUCAAGAAGGAAUACAUCCCAGCUCGUUUCCGAGAGGAGAAGCGGAUUAAAGAGUUCAGGAAGAGGUUGCGCCCUGACGUGCGACCUUAUGUUUCUACCGUGGUCACCAUUGACUUCUCAGUGGCGUAUGAUCUGAUGGCUAAGGCGGAGAAAGCCGUGGACGACCUGAAGGCAAGCAUGGGUGCUGAAGGGAUAGUUUCUAGCCAGCAACCCACUACCAGGACGGAGCCAAGCGAGAAGAGAUCCUUUGGAGGUACUAAGGGUACCCAAAACUUCAAGAAGACCAAGUCCGCACCGGCUCAGUCACAGGCGGCAAGCAAUAGAAGCAAGCCUUCCAGGCAUCCGGUGUGCAACCUCUGUGGAAGAAAUCACCCUGGUGAAUGCUGGUUCACGUUGGGCUUAUGCUUGGGAUGCGGGAAGGAAGGACGCUUCCGCAAGGAUUGCCCAACUAACCCCGGGCGUGCCUUCCCCAUAGCAGAGAGGGGCUAUUUGGAAUACACCAUGAUAGUAUCUAAUUCGUUAGGGCAUAGCAUACGACUCCAUCAUUUGUACCGCAACUGUCCGUUGGCGGCCCACGGACACCGGUUGUCCGUGAAUCUGAUCGAGCUACCAUACAAGGAAUUCGAUAUUAUCCUUAGUAUGGAUUGGUUAACCGAGCGUCAAGCGAUAAUCGACUGUGGUUUGCGCACUGUACGACUGAAGACUGACGAUGAGAACGGCAUAAACCAAGGCCCCCUCUCAUCCAUCGGCUCGUCCACUCUAUCGAUUGCAAGAGUUCCGGCAAACAAGAGCCACCGGCCCACCGCUGCAAUUCCCGAAUUCCAGACGGCGGUUCCUCUGCGAGUCUGCACCACAGUAGCUGCCACCCGACGGUAGUCCCUCUGCCGUAGCCCCACCUGCCGAAGCCCGUAACAUGAAUGUUGAAUAAGGAAGUAGUUCUAGAAGGCAGCGAGGGCAGAGAGGUGGAUGGGUGCUGGCUGGAGGAGUUAUCUAGUUUAAUUAUUGCAUUUAAAUUUAUUAUGCUUUUAAGGGCAAGAACCCAAGUUGUAUUUUGAUUUAACUAUUAAAGGCUUCUGCACCGU